This is a messenger RNA of Pelobates fuscus (common spadefoot toad), 1519 nucleotides long. Its product is annotated as complement component receptor 1-like protein. The record is from RefSeq and is a predicted model, not a curated record. The transcript has 10 exons. Bases 147 to 1364 code for a protein of 405 amino acids. NCBI's taxonomy places the organism in Eukaryota, Metazoa, Chordata, Amphibia, Anura, Pelobatidae.
GUUUAGUCACCAGUCAGAUGGACUAUAAAUUAGAGUCAAGGGCUUCUCACUACAAAAAGGACAACAGCAUAUAUAAUCUCAGCAGAUUCAGCUGGGAACAGGUCAAGGACUUUAACUUGUGAAUUUCAUUCUGCAUCACCAAAGCCAUGCUGCGGAUAGCUCUGGUCUACUCGUUUAUCACAGUUAUUCACUGUGUUUGUGGCCCUCCAAAACUUCCAAAUGGGAUGUUGAAAUCUGAGUACACCAAUCAAGAAACUUACCCAGCAGGCUCAAAAGUGCAGUUCGUUUGCAUACCAGGAUAUGUCCGUAUUCCUGGGACUGUGAACACACUUUUUUGCUCGGACAACUCCAAAUGGGUACCAGAACCAGAAAUAUUUUGUAAAAGAAGAACUUGUGUGAAUCCUGGUGAUAUAGAAAAUGGUUAUUUUGAAGCAGCAGAUUUUUUAUUUGGCUCAAGAAUAACAUAUCAUUGUAAUGAGGGAUUUACAAUGAUUUCAAAAAAAGAUUUUAGGGAAUGUCUUGCUGAUGGAUCUUGGAGUAAUGCUGCCCCUGUAUGUGAAGCUACAAUUUGUCCACCUCCUUUUCCAAUACGGAAUGGCACUUUUCAUCCUCUAAAAGAUGAAUACACAUACCUGGACUCUGUGAGAUAUUCAUGUGAUGACCCCAAGAAAUUCAUGAAUGGUGAAGGUUCAAUUUACUGCAACCAAAAUGGGAGCUGGAGUUCUCCUCCUCCAGAAUGUGUGGCUGUUGAUUGCCCUAUUCCAAAUGUGCCCUAUUCAAGAAAGAUAUCAGGAUUUACUACUCCAUACUCACUGAACAGUGUUGUGAUUUUUGAUUGUUAUAAUGGUUUUCGUAUGAAUGGAACCAGCACUGUAAAAUGCAAUAUUAAAAGCGAAUGGGAGCCUUCACUACCAGACUGUCUUGCUGCCUACUGUAAAGAACCUACAUUGAUUAAUGGAUAUACCACUGGAACCCCAACAUCCUUCCAUGAUACUUUGGAAAAAGGAUAUAAUGUGGGGGAUACCAUACAAAUGAAAUGUAAUACUUGGUAUUCCUUAAAAGGAGACUAUAAAAUAACCUGUGGAUCUGAUUUCAUGUGGAGUCCUGCUGUGCCUAUCUGUGAGAAAUCUUUAGGUUGCAGUUCCCCAGUUAUUUCCAAUGGACAAGUUAUCCUUAAGAAUAACAAGGAAUAUAUUCCUGAAAUAGAUGGUCAUGCAUUUUCAAAUGGUGACACAAUUCAGAUAAUGUGUGAUCCUGGCUUUAUAAUUCAAGAAAGUGAAACUAGUAAGUGUGAUUAUAAAUACCUUAAAGCAAGGUAUAUAUGGACUCCACAACUCCCAGUUUGUGUUCCAGCCAAGAACUGAAACUCACAUUGAUGUAACGGAAUAAUGAACAAUUUUAUAUUCAACAUAAUGAAGAGAGCUCUAAUGUCUGACCGUACUGCAGAGAUAUUUUAACAGAGUACCUUGGGAUAUAUUCAAUACAACAAAUCUGAUUAAAAGGGCUAUUGUGAAAAUCA